CAAUUGGUAAAGAUCAUGUAAACAAUUGAGUAAAUAUAUUAAAGAACCACACAAGCAUGGCUGUCUCUACUGGAACAAGACUACUAACCCUGCUAGAAGGACUACCUCUCCUCUCAUGCUCUAAGCUACAACAACCAGUCUGCCUACUCAGUACCAAGACAAGAGUGAGCAGAUACAAACACAAACAACUAUCAUCAUCAUCCAGUCAUCACGGACAACGUCGGCGUCUCGUCAUUCUUGGAACAGGUUGGGGAAGCUACAGCGUCUUCAAGAAUGUCAAUAAGAAAUUAUUUGAUGUGAUUGUUAUAAGUCCUCGCAAUCAUUUCCUCUUCACCCCUCUCCUGGCUAGCACGACCGUCGGUACACUCGAGUUUCGAAGCAUUAUUGAGCCUGUAAGAAACUCCGGCUUUAGAGACGAACACCAUUUCCAUUUGUCCUAUGCUCAGAGGCUAGAUACAGAGAAUCGCCUGGUGUACUGUGAGAGUGCUCUGGACUCUACUAGGAAGUAUAGUGUCGAGUAUGAUCACCUCGUGAUUGGUGUCGGUGCCGUAUCCAGUGAUUUUGGGGUCCCUGGUGUAAAGGAACACGCAUUCUUUCUCAAGGAAAUUGUUGAUGCGCGUCGAAUUCGGAAUCGGAUAUUGACCAACUUUGAGCUAGCCACUCAACUGUUAGAGAGUGACCCUGACCGGAGGAGGCUGCUCCAUGUGGUGAUAGUGGGGGGUGGGCCCACUGGGGUGGAGUUUGGUGCAGAGUUCUACGACUUCUUCCAACAGGAUUUAGGGCGUUUAUUCCCAGAGGAGAAACUGGACGUACAGGUCACACUCAUAGAAGCUAAUCAGAUCCUGUCUUCUUUCGACAAGAAACUACGCAACUACACCGAGAAGUUGAUGAAGAAAAGAAAAUCCAUGAACAUUGUCCAGGCCUCAGUGGUUGAGGUGACAGCCACUGAAGUGAGGCUGAGCAAUGGCCAGACUAUUCCUUGUGGACUGGUGGUGUGGUCGACGGGAGUAGCUCCACGGAGGUUCACUAAAGACUUGCAGCUGGACAAGAACAAGAGAGGACAGAUCAGAGUGGACGACCACCUGCGUGCCUAUGGUGAUGGGACUGGGCUCGUGUAUGCCCUGGGGGACUGUGCCAGUGUGGAGGGCCAGGAGCUCCCCUGCACUGCACAGGCCGCCGAGAGACAAGGUAUUUAUCUGGCCAGAGCUCUCGGGGAGACUGUCAAGGGAGAACAACCGGAGGCCUUCCUCUUCAAGCCCUGGGGCAUGCUCGCGUACGUGGGUGGGUACAAGGCUCUCGUGGAUAAGUCCAAUAUCAAGUCACAAGGAUUCCACUCGUGGGUGCUAUGGAGAUCAGCCUACGCCACUCAACUGGGCAGCUGGCGACUCAGAAUGCAAGUCCCUAUAGACUGGUGUAAGACCUUCUUUUUUGGUCGUGACACAUCUAGAUUUUGAGCUAGUGUGUGUAAAAAUGUAUGGUUAUUAUUUUUUAUGUGCAAAAUGUAGUUAAAAAUAAUAAUUAUAAACCAAAAAGUGA
Molecule: messenger RNA, 1536 nt
Organism: Halichondria panicea
Lineage: Eukaryota; Metazoa; Porifera; Demospongiae; Suberitida; Halichondriidae
Product: probable NADH dehydrogenase
Exons: 6
Coding region: 57-1454 (465 amino acids)
Molecular function (GO): NADH dehydrogenase activity
Source: RefSeq, a predicted model, not a curated record